Messenger RNA from Salarias fasciatus (jewelled blenny), 1669 nucleotides. It is a transcript of the gene cgrrf1, whose product is annotated as cell growth regulator with ring finger domain 1. The coding region runs from base 86 to 1015 and encodes 309 amino acids. Lineage: Eukaryota; Metazoa; Chordata; Actinopteri; Blenniiformes; Blenniidae. The transcript has 6 exons. Gene Ontology annotation, biological process: negative regulation of cell growth. The record is from RefSeq and is a predicted model, not a curated record.
CCGGUCCGCGGCUCCCCGUCUUCCGGUCCUGUCAGUGCGGGAUGAAAUAACUUCCUUCACUUUUCGGUGACAAAUAUGCUUCGAAAUGGCAGCGGACAUGGAGAUGUUUUAUGGCCUGUGCUGUUUUGGAGUCAUUGUCGCUGUCGUCUUGGUUCUCAUGUGGUUUGGGUUUGAUCCACCCAGGAUCCUCGGGAAUCCAGAUGACACAGAGUUGGUCGUCCCGAUCCCUGAGAAGCAGAUGGUUCGGGUGGAAAACCCCUUCUUCCUGGAGCUGGGCUCACGGCCCGCCAGUGUCCCCGGUGGCGUGUCCAUCAGGCCGUCCUGUCUGGAGCCCAGCGUUCUCACCUGCUUCUGGGGCUGCGAGGUCGGCGCCCUGCAGGAGGCGCUCCUGGCUCACCAGCACGGCGCCACGCUCCGCAGCGCCCGCCUCUUCCAGGACGCUCUGCGCCUCCGCUGCAGCUACUGCCAGACGUUCCACGUGGGCAGCGAGGACCGAGAGGAGCUCCACACCCAGAUCCCUGCGGACCGCGGCGUCCGGGACUUCGGCCCGCCGCCCAGAGGGCGUUACCCGCUGGUUGCCGUGCUGACGUUCGGAGACUCGGAGGACGGGGGCUCGUACAACAUCGUGGCGAGCGUGACGGUCGUUCACGUCCCGGACGACAAGCACAACAUUCCGGCGCGGAUCCUCUUCGAGUACCUGCUGACCUCUCAGGGCAACGUGCACAAGCUGAUGUCGAUCUUCAUGGCGGCCGACGGCAGCGAGGCGUCCGAACCGCCAGACCCGCAGCCGGGCUCACGGCCCGGAGGACAGAUGGAAGGCGGCGGUGGCAGGGUAGAUGAAGCCGUCGGGGACUGCGUGGUGUGUCGCGGCGCUCCGGUCAACAGGGUGCUGCUGCCGUGCCGCCACGCCUGCGUGUGCGACGGCUGCAUGCUGCACUUCCAGCACUGCCCCGUCUGCAGGGCCUUCGUCCUGGAGUCCUUCGCUCUGACCCGGCCUGGCGCCGCCGCCCGCUGAAAGCUCUUCACAAGUCUCCGUCGUGUCCAACAUACGGCCCGCGGCCCAAAACAGACGGUCCAUGGAAAUGCAAAGAGGAAGUCAGCAGAGUUGACCUUUGGCUAAGCCCCGCCCCCCUCAGCGACUGCUGCUAACUCGGACAAGCCGUCGCAGCAUGACGCGUUUUCAUGGAGGAUGAAGCAGAGGCUGAGCUGACAGCUAGCUGCGUAGCAUUAGCAUCGGCUCAGGGAGCAGCGUGGAAAUGACUCCAUGUCGGGAUAACACCUCAGUUUAAUGCUGUGAAGCGUCUCACUGGUCCAGAUCUGAGCCUCUGGGUCUCCGGCUGCCUGUCCGUCCGUCUGACCUGGACUCUCUUCAGUAACGAGGCUGGGAAUUCUCCAGUUAACAACGUAAUUUAUUUAUUUCCAUGUUAUUGUUUCAACUGUCAGACAUUCCAUGUUUAGUUGUUUAAUGGAGCUGAAGACUGGCUGCGGUGAAGAGAAACUCCCGAGGCCUCGUUUAUCUUCAGUGUGGAUUUAAGUGUAUCACAGACAUCACUGAGCCAUCAGUACUGAUGGAUCCCACUGGUUCUUAUGGGUUCUAACCGAUAAAAUUACAAAUUGACUAUCAAUGAAUGAAUGUCUGCAGCAGAAGGAAAAAUAAAGAACAAAACAG